AGUGUAGCUGUAAGGCUCAAAGUGAUCGUAGUUCAACAUGUCAGGCCAGCCUGAGACAGCCUCGGGUUCCAAGGCAGCACCAAAGAGUUCUGAAAUUUCGGAACGUAGCCGUGCAGCCUCAGCUCUGCUGGCAAAGAUCACAGCUGAUAGUCAAGGUGCGAAUCUGUCAGAUUCCAAGGUAACAGAGUUCUUUCGCAAUGAGUUGUGGGGAGCUACGGCAAAGGCACCGAGAGCAUUUGAAGAGACUGUCAUGGACAAGGCUGUAGAUUUGGUGGCGCCAUCAAGCAGUGCCGCAACACUACAUCCCAAGCCAUCAGGAGUGAAUGCAGUGGAGGAGCCCAGUCCAGAAGCUGCACCGGUGACACCGAAACGUGCCCCGCGCGCGCCGCAAGCUACGACAACUCCUUCACCAGUCAGCAGACCGCCAAAGUCACAGGCAGCUGAAGAAGGGAAAAAGAAGGCUCCUGCAAAAGCACCAGCCGCCCCAGUUACUGCACGGGCCAAGUCUUCUUCCCCACAGCCAUUGCCUGCUAUUUUGAAGCGAACUAGCCCAAAGCCAGCGGCAAAGAGCAAGGUGUCAAAGACCAAGACAAUCAAGGGUCCAAAGACCAAGAAAGACAAGAAGGACAGCAUGGCUUUGGUGGCAACUUCUGGCUUGCGCCAAUCAAAUCGGAGAACACUUGCCACCUUGCGAGCACCAGCAUUGACCCAAGUCCCUGCUGAGGUCUUCAAAGGCUUGGAGUCGCCUGCAAAACGCCCCAAGCGGUGUCGCAUGCCACCACUCCAAAGUUGGCGAAAUGAGCGCCUUGUCUUCGAGAGAGUGGCAGGUUCCAUGACACCAACGCUUGCUGCUGUCGAGCUCAACAUGUCUGCACCGCUCGAAGAGAGCUCACCCCCACGGAUGCUUCAGCUUCCUGCCCUUCAGCCUCCGUUGGAAAGUAUGGAAGCCUCAGAGUUUGUUGGUAUCUCCACCAAGAUCUUUACAAGCAAGCUCUUUGCUUUGCCUCUCGCACCCCGGACUGGUUCACCAUGCACUGUGGUCCUGCGCGGUGUUGGCAUCAUCCACGUGUUGGACGGCUCUUUGCGCUUUGCGAAAGAGGGUGAUGAGGGGGAAGAAAUUCUGCCUGCUGGCGGCACCCGGCUGGUGAAAGAUGCUGGGCCCAAGUUGCUAGCACCAGCUGAGAGGGCGACCAAGGCAGCAGAGGAAGGUCUCGCAGGAGUGCGAUUUCGAUGGUUGGAAUGCAAACAUGCGAGAUGAUGCGAGAUGAGAGGCACCGAGCCCCACGGAGCCCGCCCGAGCCCAUGAGCUGGACCCCUAUAUAUAAUGUACUGCUGUGAAGUAUCCGAACUUCACGUGAAUGGCUAAUGUGCGCAAUUCAGCAAGAUGCAGGGAUGUUGUGAGAUGUUAUAGCAUGUUAG
This is a messenger RNA of Cladocopium goreaui, 1419 nucleotides long. NCBI's taxonomy places the organism in Eukaryota, Dinophyceae, Suessiales, Symbiodiniaceae. The record is from the annotation of a GenBank genome assembly.